Labrus mixtus (cuckoo wrasse) is the source of this 2530-nucleotide messenger RNA. RefSeq names its product ganglioside GM2 activator (gene gm2a). Bases 132 to 734 code for a protein of 200 amino acids. Gene Ontology annotation, biological process: lipid transport; ganglioside catabolic process. The record is from RefSeq and is a predicted model, not a curated record. Lineage: Eukaryota; Metazoa; Chordata; Actinopteri; Labriformes; Labridae. Gene Ontology annotation, cellular component: cytoplasmic side of plasma membrane. Gene Ontology annotation, molecular function: enzyme activator activity; lipid carrier activity. The transcript is spliced from 4 exons.
UCUGCAAGAAGAAUAAAAGCUGUGCAGCCUUCAGGUUUGCCUCAGUAGAGUUUCACUGCUCGCCGUCUUCACAGCGGAUACUUUUUUUUUUAUUCCGGUUUGUGUCGGUAUCUGCGCUCGGAGACUGCAGGAUGGAGAAACUGAACAUGUUGACGCUAACCUUGAGCCUGGUUGUAGUUUUAGUUUUAACUCAGGCAGACUGCAGCAGAAACUCCACAUUUAGAAAAGUGAAACAGACACAGAUUUUGGGCAUUGACUGGAAGAACUGCGGGAAGCCAGAUGCUCCAGCUGUGCUCAAGAGUCUGGAAGUGUCUCCAGACCCGAUCUCCAUCCCAGGCGACCUGACGGCCUCCGCCUCUGGAUCCACAUCUGUAGGGCUGGACUCUCCCCUGUCUCUGACCGUGACUCUGGAGAAGGAGGUGGCGGGUUUCUGGGUGAAGAUCCCGUGUUUGGAUGAGUUGGGCAGCUGUCACUAUCAGGACGCCUGUGAUCUCCUGAACCAGUUCAUCCCUCCCGGUCAGGACUGUCCCGAACCGCUGCACACCUACGGACUGCCCUGCCACUGCCCCUUCAAAGCUGGCUCGUACUCUCUGCCUAAGUCGGACUUCUUCCUGCCCAACAUGGAUCUGCCUUCCUGGCUGACGAACGGGCACUACCGCGUGCAGGGCGUGCUGGGCAGCCAGGGCAACGAGCUGGGCUGCCUCAAAAUCGCUCUCUCCCUUCACUCGGACUAAAACCAGCCACGGAGAAGACGCGGGACGUUUCAGGUCUUUUGUUUGUUUGCACGUAAUCACGAUUUAAAAUUGGGAAAUGAAAGCAUUAGUUGCACAGAGUACUGAGAUUUAUAAACCUCAUAGAGGUUCAUGAAAGGUUGGAAGAAAAAAAAAAAAAAAACAUUUGACAUGUUCACCUUAACUUGAAGGUGAUGUUAAUGUGGUGUAAUUUCCGCAAUCUCGCCUCUUAAAACAUUUCUGAUUGCACCAUAUAACUUGUUUAAUUGUUAAAAAACAGAACUGAGAACAAAAUGACAAUAAGAAAAGCUUAGAGAGGCAUUAGACAAAUACAAACCAAACUUUUGCCAGGUAAAAAACUUUUACUUCUGAUUUUUUUUCCAUUAGUACAACUAGUAAAGAGUAAAAAAAAAGUUCAAAUGUAAAGAGGUUUUUAUGAUAUUUUAUUCAAUGUAAGCACUGAUACAGCUCUACAGAACCAAAGGAACAAAGACUGAUUCCCUGACAAUAUGAAAAUCAUAUGUAAAUCUUUUUUUUACAUUGAAAGUGAGUCCUUUCACUGUGUCUGUGAAUUUCUGUUGGAGAACGCAAAACAGUCAAAACACGCAGCUCACAAUACUAUACAGAUGUUGAUCCUGUGUUCACGAUAUGAUUCUAUCAGAAUAUUUUACAAUUUUCUAAUUUUUAUAAAUAAAUGAGAUUCAAGAAUAAAUCAUAUUUUAAUUUAAUUCUCUGACAAUAAAUAUCAAAAAUAUCCCUUUUGCUAAUUUUUCAUUACAAAUAAUAGUAAGAUCAGUUACACCUCUUUGAAACUUUUGUUUACAUAAAAGAAGGAUUUUUGAAACAAUCCUGAAUCAAAUCAUCCUGAAUCAAAGUGAACGUCUGCAGUUUGUGUUUGUGGCAUUGAAGUACAGAAAGCUCUGAAUGUUAUCAUCUUUUUGGUGCCUCUUACAAGUGAGUAUAAGUAAGCAGAUAGCUCCCUCUACUGGUUAAAGAGAAUUGCAAUAAAUGUCAAACCAAUUUAAAUUGUCCAUUUUUGUAUAGAUCCACUCAUGCCAAAAAAGACUGUACUGACAUGAUGCCGUGACACAAACUCCACCAUGUGCCUCACUCUGUCCUGCUGAUUCCUCCAGAUCACUAAACACAAAAAACAUUUCUACACAGCAUAACUUUCCCUCUGAUCCCUCUCUAAAAACAACAGUGUUAUAAAUCUCAGUAUUUCAGAUUUUCUUUGAAACCCUUAUAAAGCUCUAUAUGUCAAAUAAAGGUACAAUUCAGAUCUGAUGUCAGAUGUGUCAAAAACAUAAAGAAGAAGUGUGACUACUUUACCUAAAGGGGAAACAAACAUCUGAUUUUUUAAAUACUCUUUAAAUAAUGCCUUUUAUACAUUCUAUGGGUUUUAUUUCUCACCUGUCUGCUGGAUUGUUUUCAUUGACUGAUUGUUUUUUUUUUUUUUUUAAUGGGGACUUUUUUGUAAAAGGGGUUGAAGCCAAUAAGCUGAAGCUCUGCAGGGAAUGAACACUUAUCUUUUUUUAGUGUAGCAGAUGAGAUAUUAGAUUUUAUUGGAAUCAGUUUAACUAUGUGCCUGUUGAGAUCAUCAGGAGGAACACACUGUAAUGUAAUAAACAAAGAUAAUAUUAAACUCACAGAUGUGUUUUAUUAGUGAAGAAUGAUUUGAAACAGCUCAUGUUGGUUUUCUGCAGUGUCGAUGAUAAUGAUGACAGAUGAUGUGAUCAAUGUCAUUCUGCUGACUCUUUCCACUCAGUGUACAGUUUGUAAUAAAUAUGAUCCCACAAUGA